AUGGCUGAACAAAAGGAGAGUGCUGUCUAUGCCACCUCCAAGUCAUCCUCCGACGUCGACAGAGCCACGAUGGUACAGUCCAAUCCAGAUGUGGAGAAGCAAGCUGCACAACAAUCGAUCAACGAUGCUACGGACCCGAAUAUUGUAUCCUGGGACGGCGAAGACGAUCCCCAGAACCCGAUGAACUGGACCUCCAAGGCCAAGAUCAUCAACUGCGGCGCCAUCAUCUUCCUUACUCUGUUAACACCACUGGCAUCAUCCAUGUUCGCGCCUGGUGUCCCGGCCGUCCUCGCAGAGUUCAAGGAGAGAUCCGUCACACUGGCCGCCUUCGUCGUCUCAGUGUACUUGCUUGGAUUUGCCGUAGGUCCACUGCUCAUCUCACCCUUGAGCGAGAUAUACGGCAGACGUUCGCUGUAUAUUGCGUGCAACGUGGGCUUCAUUGUCUUUACCGUGGCGUGUGCGGUUGCGUCUUCGAUGCCUCAACUUAUCGUGUUCCGGUUCCUGGCUGGCUGCUUUGGAGUCUGUCCUGUGACGCUUGGUGGUGCUUCGAUUGCAGAUAUGAUUCCGCAGGAGAAGAGAGGUGCUGCUAUGGCUUUGUAUGCGAUGGGACCUCUGCUGGGACCUGUUAUUGGGCCUGUCGCUGGUGCUUACCUGGCAUCUGCUGAGGGAUGGCGAUGGUAUAAACUCGGNGUCUUCUGGCUCAUAACCAUUGCCUACGGAGUCGCAACCAUCAUCCACUUUUUCGUCGGCAAGGAAACUUUCGCGCCCGUUCUCCUUCAAUCAAAGACCACGAAGCUGCAAAAGGAAACAAACAAUACCGAGCUUCGCUCAAAGCUGGACAGUGGUCUUUCUGGCCGUGAACGCAUGUCUCGCGCGCUCGUCCGACCUUUCAAGAUGCUACUCUUCUCGCCAAUCGUUGCCUUGAUGUCCUUUUAUGUUGCGGUAAGUGCCAUGUUCACAUGUUUACUGAACGAAAGUUCCAGUACUGACGAAUAUUGCAACAGNGUGGUCUACGGCAUCCUCUACCUCCUCUUCACAACCUUCACCUUUGUCUUUGAAGAACACUAUCAUUUCUCCUCUUCCAACGUCGGAUUAUCCUACAUUGCUUCCGGCAUCGGCAUGUUUGUUGGCCUUAUCCUAACCGGCGCAUCCUCAGACCGCAUACUAAGAAAACUCACUGCCGCCAAUAAUGGUGUUUCCAAGCCUGAAUACAGACUCCCGCCGCUCAUGGUGUUGGGCGUGUCUAUGCCCAUUGGACUGUUUAUUUAUGGUUGGACCGCGCAGGAGCAUGUACAAUGGGCUGUCCCCAUGCUGGGCACGCUGUUUUUCGGCAUUGGCUUGAUUUCUUGCCUUAUUUGCAUCCAAACGUAUUUGGUGGAUACAUUUACUUUGCAUGCGGCCAGCGCCAUGGCUGCAAACACUUUGUUGCGCUCUAUCCUUGGUGGAUUGUUGCCGUUGGCGGGUCUGGAUAUGUAUGAUGCCCUGGGGUUGGGAUGGGGUAAUUCGCUGAUUGGGUUUGUGGCUUUGGCGAUGUUGCCUAUUCCAGUAGCGUUUUACUUUUAUGGUGAGAGGAUUAGGCAGAGGUUUCCUGUCAAGCUGUAG
Aureobasidium uvarum is the source of this 1602-nucleotide messenger RNA. NCBI's taxonomy places the organism in Eukaryota, Fungi, Ascomycota, Dothideomycetes, Dothideales, Saccotheciaceae. The record is from the annotation of a GenBank genome assembly.